AUGGAUGUUCCUACCCCUGUUCUCGUACCUACACAAGGGCAGAGUUCAUCGUUCUUAUUGAUGCCUGCAGAGAUUCGAAACGAAGUCUAUCAGUAUCUCCUGCCGGAUGUUACCAGCCUGCGAGACGUUACCGGUCUUCUUAGCGCUUGCAAGCAGAUCCGUCAAGAGUUUUCCAGCAUGAUAGUCGCCGAGAGCCAGUUAGUCAUGAACGGCGCAGUACAGAAGAGCAUCGAUAUGGUUCAAGUCGCUUUUUCCACUACUGAGAUAAAUACGGUCAUCGGCACGCCCCAGAUUCAGACGCACUCCCACCUUCAUAACGUGAAAGUCCGUCUCGGAAUGCGCGAUACACGCUCGCUACCUGCCGACGCAAAUGAACCACGCAUAUACUUCGACGACGUCUUCGCCUCGUUCCGCGAAUUACUGGGCCUACAUCUACCUUACGUUACCGUCAAUGUCCCUGCCGCAAUCGCCAAAGACGCCAGUAUAGCCGAUCCCGAACUUCGACAUCGCCUGCUAGACGCAUGCAUCUUUACCUUCAGGGGAUUGGAAGAGACUCCAGGGGUCACAUUGAACGUGCAGCACGUUAUAUUCAAGAUUCAGACUCACAAGUGGGAUACCGCGGCUCUUAUACAUGAACCUGUUGUAGUCUUUGUAAGACGUAUCAACGAACAGAAAGAGAUUAAGUUUGAUCUGCUUUGGAAGGACCCAAGGACGGAGAGCCAGCAAAACUCCACAGAUAUGGCAAUGAUGGCACAGUUGAAAGAUAUCGACGGCACCAAUCGCCUCCUCCAAUUGCCAGGCGAGAUACGCAACACGAUCUACGAAUACGCACUCACCGCCAACCAUCACGAGCUCUUCUAUCGCGAUUCGAUCGACUUCGACACCAUACCCCAGGCAGUGACCGAAGAGGUCAACAGUAUAGACGAUAUCUGGCACGCAACACCCCAAGAAUGUGUGGAUGCGUAUUACGAACAUGAGUCCGCGCAGGGCGUAAAGCUGUGUUCUACCGCAGAAUCUACAUCCGAGUUCAACCAGCUGAAGUACGUGUGCAAGCAACUCUACAAAGAGACCAAGCACUUGUCACUGUUAUACAACGAUAUCGUAUUCGCCCAAGACAACUUCGCUCCAAAGAUGAACGAGUGGAUGUCGGAGGCCUCAUCGUGA
Molecule: messenger RNA, 1164 nt
Organism: Alternaria novae-zelandiae
Lineage: Eukaryota; Fungi; Ascomycota; Dothideomycetes; Pleosporales; Pleosporaceae
Exons: 3
Coding region: 1-1164 (387 amino acids)
Source: RefSeq, a predicted model, not a curated record